Loa loa (African eye worm) is the source of this 1230-nucleotide messenger RNA. RefSeq names its product eukaryotic translation initiation factor 2 subunit 2. Lineage: Eukaryota; Metazoa; Nematoda; Chromadorea; Rhabditida; Onchocercidae. Gene Ontology annotation, biological process: formation of cytoplasmic translation initiation complex; formation of translation preinitiation complex; translational initiation. The record is from RefSeq and is a predicted model, not a curated record. The coding region runs from base 114 to 878 and encodes 254 amino acids. The transcript has 2 exons. Gene Ontology annotation, cellular component: eukaryotic translation initiation factor 2 complex. Gene Ontology annotation, molecular function: translation initiation factor activity; translation initiation factor binding; mRNA binding.
UUGUAGCACACAGAAAAGAAGUGCAUUUAUGAUAAACUGAUCAAAGGCUGUUGGAAAAUUCUUUUGGUUUUGAGAUUUCUAUUCGCAAGAUUUUGUUUCACAAACGGCGAAACAUGGCGGAUGAGGACUUAAAACUCGAUUUAACGGGUAAAAAAAAGAAGUCGAAGAAGCCAAUCGUACUGGAUGAUGAAACAUCAAAAAUAGACGAAAAUGUAGUUCCAGUCGUAGACUCAGAAGAACUGGUGUUGGGGCCGAAAAAAAAGAAAAAAGCGCCAAAGGUGCCUGUUGUUGAUGAGGAGCAUCUUUCGGAAGAGACGCCUGAAGUUGUCGUAGGUGCUGGUUUAUCAAAUCUUAUCGAUUCCAAAAAUGCAUGGCCUGAUUAUACGUAUGAAGAACUGCUGGAAUUAGUUUUUGGUAUAAUGCGUGAACGAAAUCCGGAAUUGGCGGCCGGUGAAAAGAAGAAAUUCGUAAUGAAACCACCGCAGGUGGCUCGUGCUGGUAGCAAAAAGACAGCAUUCGCUAAUUUUGCUGAAAUUUGUCGGUUACUGAAACGACAACCAAAGCAUGUACUGCAGUUUUUAUUGGCAGAAUUGGGUACAACUGGUUCAAUCGAUGGCAACAGUUGUUUGAUCGUUAAAGGACGUUUUCAGCAAAAGCAUAUUGAAAGUGUUUUGCGAAAGUAUAUUAAAGAAUAUGUUGCUUGUCAUACGUGUAGGUCUUCCGAGACGGAACUGACAAAAGAUACACGUUUAUUUUUCUUGGAAUGUAAAACCUGUGGUAGUCGGUGCUCCGUCACUGCUAUCAAGAGUGGAUUUACUGCUAUGGUAGGAAAGCGUGCUGCACUGCGGCGGGCUGCGGAAGCCACUGCAGGUAAAUAAAUUGCAUCAGAACUUUUUGUUAUUUUCUAAAAUAUUUGAGCAGCACGAAUAAAAAUACUUCAUGUCCCUCUAAAAAGUGAAAUUAUCAUUGGAUAGUAAUUUAUCUUCCGUAUAUGACUGUUUAAUUUAAAGAUUUUUCCAUUUUCUUACCUCUUCAUUGAUUCAGAUUUCUUUUCAAAAAGAUUUCUAAUUUGAAAAAUUGGAUUUUUCCUCCUUUCUAUUUUGCGUCUAAUGUUUAUAACAGUUUCGAUAGGCUUUGCAGUGUUUUAUUUCUUCCCUUUCUCUCUUCAUAAGCUCUGCAUUACAUUGAUGGAUGUAUGUGCUUCGCAUAUACCAAUAAAGUUCUUGAUGG